AUGCAAUCAAUCACCCUCCAAGCCCCCGCCAAGGUCAAUCUUCAAGUCCGAGCCGGGCCUUUGCGAGAUGAUCGAUAUCACGACAUCACAUUGGUCUACCAAGCCAUUUCGCUAUACGAUACUUUGACCAUCACGUACCAGAAAGGCGUCACAAUCAAUAUAUCGGGCACACAGAGCGAAAGAAUUCCAACCGACGAUGCGAACCUCGUGCUCAAGGCUGCGAAAGCGCUCGGUGCUCACGUAGGCAUUGAGCCGCAAUUACACUUCGACCUGGUCAAAGUAAUACCAACGCAAGCCGGGCUUGGGGGUGGAAGUUCCGACGCGGCCGCGGCCUUGGUCGGUUGUAAUAUCCUAUGGGGCUCGAAUGUUUCCGAUGACGAUCUUAUGGCCAUCGGAGCAAGGUUAGGUGAAGAUGUGCCUUUCUUCAUUAUGGGCAUGAUGGCCCUUGGAUCAGGGCAUAGACAGCCACUCGUGAGCCUACAAGCUGGCGCACACAGAUGGAAUUGGGUACUCGGUGUGCUGUCUGUUGGUCUAUCGACUAAGGAAGUCUUUGGAAAGUACGAUCAAUUAUCGGGGCAAGUGGAAUCGGCCAAAGAAUAUGCGAUUAACAGGCAAAGGUGCAUUGGCAUUUCGUGGGAUAUUCAUCCACAAGAUCUGACAUCUGCUCUUGUGAAUGAUCUCGAAGCGCCUUCGGUGGAGCUCUUGUCGGAGAUCGACGUUGCCUUGCGGGCUGGGAAGAAGGCUGGUGCGAUCGCAAGUCUCAUGAGUGGUUCUGGGUCCACGUGUGCAUUUUUGGCUAAGGAUGAGGCCCAUGCAAAAGAUCUGAAAUUAGAACUGCAGCAGGCCACUGUUUUCAAUGACGUUUUGCUUGCAUCAGGGCCGGUGGAAGGUGUCCGCAUUCUCCACGAGCAAAAAUAG
Molecule: messenger RNA, 918 nt
Organism: Penicillium olsonii
Lineage: Eukaryota; Fungi; Ascomycota; Eurotiomycetes; Eurotiales; Aspergillaceae
Source: the annotation of a GenBank genome assembly